Penicillium odoratum is the source of this 936-nucleotide messenger RNA. RefSeq names its product fungal specific transcription factor domain-containing protein. The record is from RefSeq and is a predicted model, not a curated record. The coding region runs from base 1 to 936 and encodes 311 amino acids. The transcript is spliced from 5 exons. Lineage: Eukaryota; Fungi; Ascomycota; Eurotiomycetes; Eurotiales; Aspergillaceae. Gene Ontology annotation, molecular function: zinc ion binding; DNA-binding transcription factor activity, RNA polymerase II-specific; RNA polymerase II cis-regulatory region sequence-specific DNA binding. Gene Ontology annotation, biological process: DNA-templated transcription; positive regulation of transcription from RNA polymerase II promoter by galactose. Gene Ontology annotation, cellular component: nucleus.
AUGCUUCUGAUGGUGCAUUACUUGCAAGGGUCUAUGACGCCAAAUCGUUCAUGGCAUGUUAUUGGUAUAGCUUGUCGAAGCGCGCAAGCGUUGGGGCUACAUUCAAGCGUUGGUGACCGACAUCGGUCGUUCGCCGAAAUCCAAAUCAGAAGGAGGGUUUGGCAUGGAUGCGUGAUGCUUGAUCUGGCAGCGAGUACAAUCCUUGGGCGCCCGGUGAUGAUUUCUCAGAAGCCAGUCACUCCGAGACCCGAGGCGAUUGAUGAUCAUUAUCUCAUGGUGGACGAUCCUAGUUCCCGGCAGUCACCUGGUGUUUUCUCUCUUGUUUCCUGGUUUGUGGAAACAUUGAAGCUACAUGAGAUACUUCGAAGGAUCCUUUUGACUCUCUAUGAUAAUGCGGCACUGAUAGAGCCUGAAAGAACUGAGGAUCACUGGAAAACGCGAAGUGUUCCAGAUAUUCGGACCAUUGCUGAAAUCGAUGCCGAAUUGCAGAACUUUACAGACGGCCUCCCAGAUGCACUGAAAUGGGACGCGCCGAUACAAAAUGUGGGAAAUGAGAGCUUCCCAAGAGAAAGGCUUUUACUUAAAGCAAGGUUCUCCUAUCUGAAGCUUUUGCUUUACCGGCCGGUCUUGUCGCAGAUGCUCCGGGACAACAAAUCGCCUGAAAAUCAUCAAGGUGACCAUCACAGGGGAAUAUACGCGAAGUAUAGCCUGGACUGCUCGGUUUACUGCGCUAUGGCGGCCAUGGAUCUCGUUGAUUUGGUGCAUCAAACCUGUACAACUGAGCUGUCCAGUGUUUGGUUCUACAAUUUGUUUUACACAUUCACGGCAGGGUCUGUGAUUCUUCUGGCCGAGCUAUCGCCCCCGAUUGUUAAUGCUGUCACCAAACGAGCCAUAGAUGAAGAGGUGUUCUCGAAGCAUUUCGACGAUCAGGUCUAA